ACAGAAUAGAUGGAGCCCACUCAGAUGAACUAUUUCCUAGAGCACACCGAACAAAGAACAACUCUUUCCACUCAAAAAUACUCUCUCAACUAUCAAACUAUCAAAGAAUACUCCCUCAAGCAAAUCCGAAGAUACCCAAAUUGCAAGGACUCAACAAAUAGAUUGACGGUCUCUUAAUUCCAGCAAAAUAAUUGCAAGGACUCAGCAAAUAGAGGACUCAGCAAGUAGUCGCCGACGAGACUCCCGUCCAUAUAUUUCGAUGCCUUAGCUCCUGGGUACCAUAACGGUCUGGCCGGGAUUUGCUUUUUCGGAGCCUUUUUAGGUGCGACCUUUUUGGUACCGAAACCGAAUCUGGCUUGGACUCUAUGCCGAAGUCUCUUAAUUUUUUCGUAGCUGCAAAGGUUAUACUCAUGGUGACUCUUAAUUUUUUCUACAAGUUUAUGGUAAGAUACACUGGUUUCCUUUGUGUUUUUGAUAAAAUUAGUAGGUGAAACAAUUUUGGUAGUAGUAAGGGUUGGAGAAGCUGCAAAUUUGGUGCGAUAAGGGCAGAGACUUUGGCUUCUCAUCUUAAAGUUAUUAUUGAAAAAGCCAAAUUCUUGUCAAAGGAUAUCUAUGGAUAAUGGUGAUAAAAAGUUGGAUGAAUCUUCUGAGAUGGACGGAUGAGUAUAUCCGUGGAGUGAAUGAUUUUCUUGAUAAGGCAUUUGAACGAGCCGCCCAAAGAAAUGAAAUAUUAUGCCCUUGCAAAAAGUGCAUGAAUCGCUAUUGGUAUUAUAGAAAUGUGGUGGAGGAUCAUUUGGUUGUUCAUGGAUUUGUUGAUGGUUAUAUCAAAUGGGUUUUCCAUGGGGAAGGAUUUUGCUCGAGAAAUACACCUCAUCCAAGCAAUGAUGAUGAAGGUUCUACCCUGCGUGACGAUAUUGAUGGACUACUUCAUGAUACAUUUAGAAAUAUAGAGGGUCAGGCAAGGGAUGAAGAAGGAGUUGGGGAAAGACUAUCUGAAGAUGCAAAGAAGUUUUUCAAAUUGCUGGAGGAAGGAAAACAAGAGUUAUAUCCGGGAUGUGAAAAUUUCAGUAAACUGAGUUUCACUAUUCGAUUGUACUUGAUUAAAUCCUUGCAUGAGUUGAGUAAUGUGGCUUUCUAUGAUUUGUUAGAGUUGAUAAAAGAGGCAUUUCCCAACAAGGUUAGAAACAUGAUAACAAAUUUGGGUCUUCAUUAUGAAAAAAUACAUGCACGCCCUAAUGAUUGCAUGUUAUUUUGGAAAGAAAAUGCGAAUGCCGAUAAUUGCUCUAUUUGUGGGUCUUCAAGAUGGAAGAGUGCUCGUCCUUUGACUAAAGCAAACUCUAAAAUCCUUGCAAAGGUUUUAAGGUACUUUCAUUUAAAGCCUAGGUUUCGGAAGAUAUUUAUGUGUCCUGAAACAGCUGCUGCAAUGAGAUGACAUGCUAAUGAAUGACCCAAUGAUGGGAAUAUAAGACAUCAUGCUGUUCCAAAAUAAUCUACAAACCGUUCCAAAUACAAAUAUAACCGUUAUGAUAGCUUAAAAAAAUCGUUGCUAUAUCCAACAUAACUGUAGCAAUAGCUUACAUAAGUAUUGCUUUAAAUAAUAUGACAACAGUUAAGAACCACUGUAUAAACCAUAUAGUAACGGUUUUAAACUGUUCCAAUUGAAAAAAAAUAAUUGUUCCAACAGAGAAGGGGAAAACCGUUUCGAUAGACAUAUCUAUUGUCACGACGAUGCAAACCGUUGCAAGAAUCGUUCCAGUAGACCUAUGGGUAUGCCGACUGAUGUAACGGGCUGUAAACCAUUCCAAAAUCCCUACAGC
This is a messenger RNA of Nicotiana tabacum (common tobacco), 1817 nucleotides long. NCBI's taxonomy places the organism in Eukaryota, Viridiplantae, Streptophyta, Magnoliopsida, Solanales, Solanaceae. The record is from RefSeq and is a predicted model, not a curated record.